Cuscuta epithymum is the source of this 2468-nucleotide messenger RNA. NCBI's taxonomy places the organism in Eukaryota, Viridiplantae, Streptophyta, Magnoliopsida, Solanales, Convolvulaceae. The record is from the annotation of a GenBank genome assembly.
GGCAAUAAUAACAGAAGAUAGGCACUUUGACAGGGGCCAACUUCUCCGCCCCCAUUCGGGUGGAAGGAAUUACAUUCUUCUUCUCGUACGAAGCAUAAAACAUUUUCCUGGGGAGUCAACGACCUGCGAAGACUGGGCUCCGAUCGUCUUCCGCCAUCACCUAAUUCGAUCUCCGACCGACUCUGAUGUGCCAUGCAUGUAAGGAGAAAAACCCCAGGCAAUGCAUUGGUGGCAGAGCGCUUUUUCCUCCUCCGCCACAUCCUCCUCUCCCUCAUCCGCCAGGGCACAUUCCGACGAUACCCUGAUCGUUGCUAGAGGGGGGAAGUACGUUCUAAAGGGACCUUUCUUGUUCGGCCGCAGCCGCAGCCGCCGCAUUGACCGGGGAUCAAGGCGCCACCACGUCACCGGCGGAGACCAUGACAUAUUUAGGCACAGCUGCUGCGAGUAUUCGCCGGCCGGGACGUGUAACAUUGGGGCUCAGCCGUCUACCCUGCCUCUCCCUUUGCCGGAAUCUCAAUCACCGGCCCGGCAAGACACCCAUUCUGCCUCUAGUAUCCCUCUGCCGUCGCCAAAGGAAUUGCAUUUCUCUCCCAAAGAUAGGGACUUUAAAGGAUACAAAACCGAUUCUAACCAUUCUGUGAAUUUGGCUCAUGCCCAGAGAGCUCUCUCACUACAUAGGUAUCUAAGCGAAGCAGCAAAAAAGACAAAGACCGAAAAUGUUGAAAGCGGCCUCCAGGGGAGAAAGUCUAAACAUAAACUUAAUGAGACCAAAAAGUUCACUAACUUGAAGAUUCCCCCACCUAUUAGUGCUCCAACCAGCCCUUUUGCAAGUCCAGUGCACAGCCCCUUGAAUGGUUGCUUGGGAGAACAUUGGAGUCCCAAGUUUAUAACUCCCCAAAAUAGUAUUUUCCAAGUUUGGUCUGCCCCAGAGAUGAGUCGAUCCACAGCACAUGAUCUUAAUGCAUUGAUAAGCCCCAUUUCUAGCAUGAGAAGUCCAACGCGCCCUACUUCUCCUUUGCCUAGUGUAAUACCAAAUGAGACCACAAUGGCACGACGUGAUAGCAUUAAUAAUAGUAAUAGUAACAGCUCUCAGACCAAUGUGCACCCCUUGCCCCUGCCUCCUUCUGCUGUUGUUGCUGCUUCUGCAUCCCAACCAGAAUUUUCUCCUUCGGUUCCUCUUACCCCCAAAUCAGAACUACUUCCUGUCAAAGGCCACUGGCAGAAAGGAAAGCUUAUUGGACGCGGGACGUUUGGAAUUGUGCAUGUCGCUUCCAACAGAGAAACCGGAGCUUUGUGUGCUAUGAAAGAAGUUGAAAUAUUACCGGAUGACCCCAAAUCUGCUGAAUGUAUCAAGCAGCUCCAGCAGGAAAUUAAAGUUCUUAGCAAUCUCAAGCAUCCCAACAUUGUACAAUAUUUCGGAAGUGAAAUAGUUGGUGACAGGUUUUACAUAUACCUUGAAUAUGUUCAUCCCGGUUCUAUCAAUAAGUUCAUCCAUGAUCAUUGUGGAGCAAUUACAGAAUCUGUUGUUCGUAAUUUCACCCGCCAUAUCCUUUGUGGGUUGGCUUACUUGCAUGGAACAAGAACCAUACACAGGGACAUUAAAGGUGCUAACUUGCUAGUUGAUGCAUAUGGUGUAGUCAAGCUUGCUGACUUUGGGAUGUCUAAGCAUCUUUCUGGACAAGCAGGACAUCUUUCAUUUAAAGGAAGUCCCUAUUGGAUGGCACCUGAGCUCCUGCAACAAGGUAUACAAGACUCUAAAUCUGACCAUGCUUUAGCGGUUGAUAUAUGGAGUUUAGGCUGUACUAUAAUUGAAAUGAUGAAUGGGAAACCACCUUGGAGCGAGUAUGAAGGACCAGCAGCCAUGUUCAAGGUCUUAAAGGAAUCCCCACCAAUACCCGAGUCACUUUCGGUCGAAGGAAAAGAUUUCUUGCAGCAUUGUUUUCGAAGAAACCCAGCUGAGAGGCCAACUGCUAGCAUGUUAUUAGAGCAUCCAUUUGUAAGGAAGAACUUGCAUCAACCAUGUCUUCCCCAUGCUGUACGACCCACUUAAUUGAUGGGUUUAAAUUGACAGUAGGAUAAUGCGAAAAAGAGAGGCCACAAGAAAUAUGAACUGGGCAAACUAUCCACAAAAGAAGUGCAAGUAAGAAGUGCAAGUGCAAAAUACUUGUGAAAGGAAUUACCAUUCAUUUUAGUUGCCGAUGGAAGUUUUUUCUUGAGAGAGCCUAACUGAAUUAGAUUUUUUUUGUAUAGUCACAGAGACGUAUCAGCUUGCAGCCACAGGUACUGAAAUUGGAGCCGGUAGGGUCCUCACUUCUGUGCAUCAUUAUUAAUGUAAGGAACCGGCCUUGUGAAGAUGAAAUUUAAUUUCCAGGAUGUAAGUGUCAAACACGCAUUGUAUAACUUCAUAAAUUAAGAGCUCUAUUUCAUUAUUUGGUAACACUGAAAUUGUUUAAAUGAGUGAAAUCGGU